AUGGUUUUAAUGACGAUGAUAGCAAGGUUGUCCGAUGGACUUCCAUUAGCAGCGACUAUGCAAGAUGAUGAGCAAUCGGGAAGAAACACUCUUGAAUAUCAAAAUCAAGCCAAGAUGUUAUUUAAAAGGUUGACAGCACAGAGCCCAUCUCAGUGCACUAUUGAAACUGGCCUUUACUUAUUCCAUUAUCUGAUUGAGAAAGAUGUUUGCUAUCUUGUUCUCUGUGAAAGGAAUUUUUCAAAAAGGAUUGCUUUCUCAUACCUUGAAGAUAUUGCCCAGGAAUUUUAUUCACAAUAUGGGAGGAAAGUAAAUACAGUUUCAAGACCUUAUUCUUUAAUUGAAUUUGAUACAUACAUCCAGAAAGCAAAAAAGAUGUUUACUGAUUCUAGGGUUAGAAGAAAUUUGACAUCACUAAAUAGUGAAUUGCAAGACGUGCAAAGAAUAAUGGUUCAAAAUAUUGAUGAUGUGCUACAAAGAGGAGCUGUCCUGUCUGAAUUAGAUUCAAAAGCUCAAAAUUUAUCUAUGCUUUCUCAGAAGUAUAAGAAAGAUGCUACUUAUUUAAAUAUGAAGUCAAUCUAUGCAAAAGCUGCUGCUGGCUUUGUUGUUGUUUUUGUUUUUGUUAUGUAUUUUUGGAUUUUGUAAUUGGAUCUAAAAUAGUAUUCACUAUGAUGUAUGAUUUGUUAUAUAUAAUUUAUAUUUGUACAGAAAUAUAUAAAGACAUAUAUAUAUAUUGUAAAUUAAAAACAUUUUUAGAAUACAAUUGUUUGAUUAAAAAAUUAACCAUCAACUGAUUAAGUUAAAUGUAAUCAUCUGUUAAUGAUUUUUUUGUUAUAAUUUAAGACAUUCAGCAUAUCUAUGCUGCAGAAAUAGAUAAGUAAAAUUAAAAUGUAGAAUGGUAGAGAGAAAACAUGCACUUGAGAGCAUAAUAAAAUAUAUCUUAUAAGGAUAUAUCAUAUCCUAUGAGGAUAUUAUUUUCUAAACAGUUCCUCAAAUGGACUGCAGUUUUAUGGUGUUAUUUGAAAAUAACUGCCAUCAAUAAGGGCGAAAAUGGCCAAAUUUCAUACACAGUUCAACUUAAGAAACUCCUUUAGGAUAAGUGAUAUUUUAAUGUAUCAGUUAUUUUUCUUACAUUUUCAGCUUAUGCGUGCGAUUGGAAACAAUGUCAUAAUCCCCGUAUUUAUUUUCAUACAAAAUCACAUAUUUAAAUGGUGGAAUGAGUAUACCCAGGAUGAUAAACCUUACAAAAAUGUUUAUUUAAUUGUUUUUUUGACCAAAUUGACUCAUGUCAAAGAAAAAUGUAUACUGAAAUGAAAAAAUUAAAGAAUUUUAACUUUUUUUAAUUAUCAUGUUAUACUGUAAUAUAAAUUGCACACAAAUUUACAUACAAAAUUAUAAAUAAUCUUUUAAACUAGAAUUGCAAUGAUAAG
Molecule: messenger RNA, 1427 nt
Organism: Nezara viridula (southern green stink bug)
Lineage: Eukaryota; Metazoa; Arthropoda; Insecta; Hemiptera; Pentatomidae
Source: the annotation of a GenBank genome assembly